This is a messenger RNA of Effrenium voratum, 1744 nucleotides long. The record is from the annotation of a GenBank genome assembly. Lineage: Eukaryota; Dinophyceae; Suessiales; Symbiodiniaceae.
AUGUUGAGCCCCACCCCGCGGCUGAAGCCGCUGGGCGACGCGGAGUGGGACGUGGCGGGGAAGUGGCGCCUGCAGGCCGCCGGGGCGGUGGCGCGCAGCGACCCGGAGAUGGCGAAGGCUCUGCGCGUCUCGGAGCUCUUUGAGGUGAGGCCCAAGGAUGGGGGGGAUCUGGCGGCGGCGGUGCGGGUGGUGACCAUCUGGCGCGAGAGCAGCGCCGAGGGCGCCGAGCAGCUGCAGGAGUCGCUGAAAGAGAUGGGCGAGGCGGAGAAAGGCCGCAACCUGCUGCAGGCGGUGCAGAUCGUGUCUUUGCUGCCGGAGCCGGCCUCGUCCACGGAGAACAACUUCGCGUCUGUGACCACUCGCUUUGUGUACAGCCCCAUCCGCGUCAGUCCGAUUCCUGCAAAUUUCGGCACAGAGCUGGUAGCAGCACCCGGGGUCAGCCUCAUGCCGGCGAGGUGGGCCAAGAAGAAGUGGCAGGGAGAUGGGCAAGAUGACUGGCAGGAUCAGCUCUCCGCGGCGGUGACGCAGGCGAUCUAUUCCGAGGGCGAGGCUGCGGUGGCGCUCAGAAUGCAGGCGCUCGAGCCCAUCAUCGCGCUGGAGACGGAGUGGGACCAAGCCAAGCUCGAGAAGAGGAUCAAGCAGUACCUCCGCAACGCUGCGAAGAACCUGGACUUCCAGACCAAGCCCUGGCAUGAGCUCAUCGAGGAGUUCGCAGACCAGGUCUUCUCCUCGAUCUUCCAGGCUUUGAAGGAACGAUCCUGGCUGCCGCAAGUGGAUUUCCUCAUGGUCAUCGACGCAGCGGUGAAGGAGCUGUUUCCCCCCUACUUGCUGCAGAGCGUGCCGCAGCAGCUGUUUGAGCAGCAGGUCUUGCAUGCUCACGAUCGCGCCUUCGAGGAGCAGCGGUUCGCGCCCAUGCUCUGGGACGUGCUGUUCGACAAGGUAGAGGAUAAGGUGGUGAAGAACAAGAUCUACAACGCCUUCGAGGCGGGCAGAAAGGAGGCGGCCAUGGUCAGCUCGGAGGGCGAUCCCGUGGAGGAGUUUAUCAAGGCCUGGGUCGCUUGCUCCCUCAGGGAACUGCAAGGCUCUGUGCCGGAGGAAGCUCUGCCGCGUGAGCUUUGCCGCAACCUCUUCCACGAGCUCUACGAGGCCGGUGCUUUGCCUUUGCCGCUCACACAAGAAGGUGGCACACCGCCGGACGGCAUCCUUCACGUGGAUCAGGCCAUUGAGGACUUCUCCGAGGGGAAGCUUCAAGCGCCACCGUCCAAAGGCCUGGCCAAGGCCAAGAAGCCGAAAGCAGCUCUUCCGAGCCCGAGCCAGGCCUGGUCUGCUUCCUUGCCCCCAGUGCACGUGGCGCCGGUGCGGCCGGCGUAUCCCACGCCCAGCUUGGCGCCGAGCAAAGGCGGCAAGGCCCCGAGCUUUGGGAAGGGCGGCAACGGGUUCAACGUCUUCGCAGGUCAAAAGCGGCCACUGGACAGCCCAGGCAACGGGAAGGGCAAGGUCAGCCAGCCUUUUGCAGCCAAGAGGCCAAAGCCAGCGCCUAUGCUGAAAGCUGUAGGUCACCCGUUGUGCACACAGCAGGAGGACUGUGUGGGCGAUGCCGCCAGCGCGCUGGUGCAACACGUGGACGACGACGUCCCUGGCGACAUCUAUUGCUCGGCCUGCUGGGCCAUCUUUGCGGAUGCGGACGAGACCCUCAAUGCCAUCCCCUUCGAAGCAUAGCCGGUAGCGUUUCGCGCGCGGGGGA